CCUCAACUUAUAUUUUUUGUCUUUUAAAUAAAAAAUCAACUCCAUAAUAUGUAUUGACUGGCCCAAAAUUAUGUUGUUCAAAUUAUUAAAGAGAGAAUUAAGAAGAAAAAAAAAAACUAAAUCAGCGUAGUCAUGUUGAACGAGCUAUUGAUUUCGCAAGAAAAUCAGAUGCCGCCAUUCCCAAAAGCUCUUCUCAAUUAUCUAUAUUUUGGUCAUUUCCUAUCCAGAUGGAGUGCCAGGAUGUGGGAAUUCUCUGUUGGUCUGUACAUGAUCAACGUUUGGUCAGAUUCUUUACUUCUAACGGCUGCUUAUGGGGUGGUGGAGUCUGCUUCUACAGCAUUGUUUGGUCCUCUCAUUGGACAGUGGGUGGAUAGGUUCACAUAUGUGGAGGUUCUCCAACUUUGGCUGCUAAGCCAAAAUAUCUCAUUUGUUGUGGCUGGAGGUGCAGUAAUUGCUCUUUUAAUCCGCGCAGACUUGAUAUCGGUCAAUCUAAUGGCGUUUAUCUCACUUGUCAGUUUAAUUAAUAUAUCUGGAGCUGUUGGUGUGCUUUCAACUCUUGCCGGAACCAUCUUGAUUGAAAGAGAAUGGGUAGUUGUAAUAUCAGAAGGCCAUCCUCCCGGGCUUUUAACAAAGAUGAAUUCAAUCAUAAGACGAAUAGAUUUGAUUUGCAAGCUAUUUGCACCAGUGGUUACUGGCUUCAUUAUCAGCUUUGUUUCUCUAACUGCAUCAGCCAUGACUCUAGCUCUUUGGAACAUUAUAUCCGUGUGCUUGGAAUACUGGCUUCUUACAUCUGUAUACAGUGGGAUUCCAGCUCUAAGAGAAAGCAGCCUGAGGAGGGUCUCAAGAUCUUUGCCAGAGCACUCGGAUUUAAGCCCCGCUAUUUCUCAUGAACAGAAAAGCUCGCUUCACUCGGAUGAAAUUGGAUUCGAGCAAUCUGAAAAUCUCUGGAGGAAAAUAAUUGAUUCCAUCUCAAGAUUACCUUGCCUUUCUGCGUGGAAAGUGUACUUGCAGCAAGAUGUAGUCCUCCCAGGCCUAGCCCUUGCGUUGCUUUUUUUUACUGUACUCAGCUUUGGAACGUUAAUGACUGCUACUCUUGAAUGGGAAGGAAUUCCUGCAUAUGUCAUUGGAAUUGCACGUGGAGUAAGCGCAACAAUAGGGAUAGCUGCAACAUUUCUCUACCCCAUCUUAGAAUCACAUAUUUCAACCCUUCGAACAGGUCUUUGGUCAAUCUGGUCACAGUGGACUUGCUUGUUGAUAUGUGUAGCUUCGAUAUGGGUACACACAAAAUUUCUAUCAGCAUUUAUGCUUAUGGCUGGUGUGGCUGUAUCGCGUUUGGGUUUGUGGAUGUUUGACUUAUCAGUCAUUCAGCAAAUGCAGGAUCAUGUCCCUGAAAGUGAUCGUUGUGUGGUUGGAGGAGUUCAAAGCUCCCUACAAUCUGUUCUCGAAUUGUUGACUUAUCUCUCGGGCAUAAUCAUAUCUAAUCCUCAGCGUCAUCCGGUGUUGAAUGCAGUUUUAUCAUCCAUAUGCACAAAGUAUUUCGAGUCAUUGCAUACUAGUAUUGUGGUAUAACUUGUUUCUUUUGCUGCAUGUGAUUCAGAAUUUUUGGAAGUUGAUCCUACUGUCAUUCCUUUUAGUGACACUGGCCUCGACGCUAUACAGUAUACAUGUUUAUCGUGUUAGGAAGCACCUCUUUCACUUUGAGAAGUUCAAUUGAUUGGUAAGAUCAUCUUAGACUCUGCAUGCACCGAUGAACACGAAAAACAGAAACUGAAGAUUACUUUCUUUAGUCUUUCUGUAUAGCCAUAAGUAUGUUUCUCCUUUAUGUAGCUAGUGGUUGAAGAACAAUGCCACGAGGUUUGCUCCUUCCAUGUUCGAGUAUUCUUUACAUGUACUUUUUUGCAUCUUGUAACUUGUAAGUUACAUUUUAGGAGAAAGCAUCAUGACACACUUGUAUUCCACAUUCAGAAUUUGAAGUUUAUGAAUUCAAAUUCUAGUCCUUUCUAAGUAA
Capsicum annuum is the source of this 2008-nucleotide messenger RNA. Its product is annotated as solute carrier family 40 member 2. Gene Ontology annotation, molecular function: iron ion transmembrane transporter activity. Bases 133 to 1569 code for a protein of 478 amino acids. The record is from RefSeq and is a predicted model, not a curated record. Lineage: Eukaryota; Viridiplantae; Streptophyta; Magnoliopsida; Solanales; Solanaceae. Gene Ontology annotation, cellular component: membrane. Gene Ontology annotation, biological process: iron ion transmembrane transport. The transcript has 8 exons.